Messenger RNA from Guyanagaster necrorhizus, 1335 nucleotides. RefSeq names its product clathrin adaptor, mu subunit. The transcript is spliced from 9 exons. Gene Ontology annotation, cellular component: clathrin adaptor complex. The coding region runs from base 1 to 1335 and encodes 444 amino acids. The record is from RefSeq and is a predicted model, not a curated record. Lineage: Eukaryota; Fungi; Basidiomycota; Agaricomycetes; Agaricales; Physalacriaceae. Gene Ontology annotation, biological process: intracellular protein transport; vesicle-mediated transport.
AUGAUAUCCGCAUUCUUCGUGUUUAACCAGAAGGGCGAGGUCCUCAUCUCAAGACUGUAUCGUACAGACUUCAAGCGUUCUAUCGCAGAUGUCUUCAGGAUACAAGUCGUGUCGAAUAGUGAUGUCCGCUCACCGAUCAUAACGCUGGGCUCGACCAGCUUCUUCCAUGUUAGAAUCAACAAUCUGUAUGUCGUAGCGGUGACAAAAAACAAUGCGAAUGCUGCUCUGGUGUUUGAGUUCUGCUACCGGUUUAUCAGCAUCGCCAGGUCGUAUUUCGGGAAGAUCGACGAGGAAGCCAUUAAGAACAACUUCGUUCUCAUAUACGAACUUAUUGAUGAAAUCAAUGACUUUGGAUAUCCGCAAAAUAGCGAAAUCGACACCUUGAAAACAUACAUCACGACUGAGAGCAUCGUGUCUUCUUCGGCUGUUGCUGUUGAAGAAUCGUCGAAGAUUACGGCACAAGCGACGGGAGCGACGAGCUGGCGGCGCGGAGAUGUCAAGUACAAGAAAAACGAGGCUUUUGUGGAUGUUGUGGAAACCAUCAAUCUAAGUAUGAGUGCUAAAGGUACGAUCCUCCGUGCAGAUGUCGACGGUCACAUACAGAUGCGCGCAUAUCUUUCUGGAACACCGGAGUGUAAAUUCGGUUUGAACGACAAGCUCGUCAUCGACAAGAGUGAACGAGGUGCUAGUGAUGCUGUUGAACUUGACGAUUGUCGUUUUCACCAGUGUGUGCGGUUAAACGACUUUGAUGCUGACCGAAGCAUCAGUUUCGUCCCUCCGGAUGGCGAAUUCGAGUUGAUGAGAUAUCGGGCGACAUCGAAUGUCAAGUUACCUCUGCGAAUCAUCCCUACGGUCACAGAAAUAGGUACUACUCGCGUAUCGUACGAUGUCACAGUGAAGACGAACUUCAACAACAAGCUGUCUGCGACUAACAUCGUCUUGCGAAUACCUACACCACUGAAUACAGUGAAUGUGGAGUGCUCGGUGGCGAACGGAAAGGCAAAAUAUGCACCCGCAGAAAACGUGGUUAUCUGGAAGAUUCCGAGGCUUCAGGGAGGACAGGAAUGUGCCUUUUCUGCUGUUGCUGAACUAACGAGUACCACAACUCGUCAAGUAUGGGCUCGGCCGCCUAUUGACGUUGACUUUCAAGUCCUCAUGUUUACGGCGUCGGGUCUCAUGGUCAGGUUCUUGAAGGUGUUCGAGAAGAGCAACUAUAAUAGUAUCAAAUGGGUGCGAUAUCUCACGAAGGCUAGUGGUUCAUAUCAGAUUCGGGUACGUCGUGUGUUUCACUGUGUCUUGCUUCGGAAGUUUAAAAAAAUAAAUAUCCAGUUCUGA